UCACCGGCGCGCGCUGUUUCCGGAAGUCGCCGCCGGGGUUCCCGGAGCUGCUGCCUCCGUGGUCGCCGCGGAACUCCACGCGUAGCACGGCGGAGGCGGGCUGGCGCGGGCCCGGGGUUGCGGCCGCCCUGCAGAAUGGAGAUAAUCAGGAGCAAUUUUAAGAGUAAUCUUCAUAAAGUGUACCAGGCCAUAGAGGAGGCCGACUUCUUCGCCAUCGAUGGGGAGUUUUCAGGAAUCAGUGAUGGACCUCCAGUCACUGCAUUAACAAAUGGUUUUGACACUCCAGAAGAAAGGUAUCAGAAGCUUAAAAAACAUUCCAUGGACUUUUUGCUGUUUCAGUUUGGCCUUUGCGCUUUUAAGUAUGACUACACAGAUUCAAAGUAUAUAACAAAGUCGUUUAACUUCUAUGUUUUCCCGAAACCCUUCAGUAGAUCCUCACCAGAUGUCAAAUUUGUUUGUCAGAGCUCGAGCAUUGACUUUCUAGCAAGCCAAGGAUUUGAUUUCAAUAAAGUUUUUCGCAAUGGAAUUCCAUAUUUAAAUCAGGAAGAAGAAAGACAGUUAAGAGAGCAGUAUGAUGAAAAACGUUUACAGUCCAAUGGUGCAGGAGCUCUAUCCUAUGUGUCUCCUAACACUUCAAAGUGUCCCGUGACGAUUCCUGAGGAUCAGAAGAAGUUCAUUGACCACGUGAUAGAGAAAAUAGAAGAUUUAUUGCAGAGUGAAGAGGACAAGAACUUGGAUUUAGAGCCGUGUACUGGGUUCCAAAGAAAACUGAUUUAUCAGACUUUGAGCUGGAAGUACCCCAAAGGCAUUCAUGUUGAGACUUUAGAAACUGAAAAGAAAGAGCGAUAUAUUGUUAUUAGCAAAGUAGAUGAAGAAGAACGCAAAAGAAGAGAGCAGCAGAAACAUGCUAAAGAACAGGAAGAACUGAAUGAUGCUGUGGGAUUUUCUAGAGUCAUUCAUGCCAUUGCUAAUUCGGGAAAACUUGUUAUUGGACACAAUAUGCUCUUGGAUGUCAUGCACACAGUUCAUCAGUUCUACUGCCCUCUGCCUGCGGACUUAAAUGAGUUUAAGGAGAUGACAACGUGUGUUUUCCCCAGACUUUUGGAUACCAAAUUGAUGGCCAGCACACAACCUUUUAAGGAUAUCAUUAACAACACAUCCCUUGCGGAAUUGGAAAAGCGGUUAAAAGAGACACCUUUCAACCCUCCUAAAGUUGAAAGUGCAGAAGGUUUUCCAAGUUAUGACACAGCUUCUGAACAGCUCCACGAGGCAGGCUAUGACGCUUAUAUCACAGGACUGUGUUUCAUCUCCAUGGCAAACUACCUAGGUACUUUUCUUAGUCCUCCAAAAACUCAUGUGUCUGCCAGAUCAAAACUCGUUGAACCCUUUUUUAACAAAUGCUCCCGCGCGGACUCACCAGUUCACGUGGAGGCUUUGGAAAUAGCUCAGGUUAAAAGCCAAAGGUUAUUUCUUAUGAGAGUCAUGGAUAUCCCCUAUCUAAACUUGGAAGGACCAGACUUGCAACCUAAACGCGAUCACGUUCUCCACGUGACAUUCCCCAAAGAAUGGAAAACCAGCGACCUUUACCAGCUUUUUAGUGCCUUUGGUAACAUUCAGAUAUCCUGGAUUGAUGACACGUCAGCAUUUGUUUCCCUGAGCCAGCCUGAACAAGUACAAAUUGCUGUCAAUACCAGCAAGUAUGCAGAAAGCUAUCGCAUCCAGACCUAUGCUGAGUACGUGGGGAAAAAACACGAGAAGCAGAUCAAGAGAAAGUGGACAGAAGAUGGUUGGAAGGAGGUUGAGAGAAAGCGGUUAAAUACCCAGUGCGCAUCCUAUGCUCUGCAGAAUCACUAUCACCACGCCAACAGUCUUACAGCUACCGGCACAGUAGGAAAGAGAACCCUGAGUCCCAGUAGAGCAGAAGCUGGCUUGGAGGCCAGAGUAUCGGAGGAGCUUUCUGACGCUGAGCUUGAGCAGACAGAUUCCUGUGCAGAAUCCCUCUCAGAGGGAAGGAAAAAGGCCAAGAAAUUGAAAAGAAUGAAGAAAGACCUUUCUCCAGCAGGAAGCCUGUCGGACAGCUCUGCCAAGCUCUUUGAAGUUCCUGACACGUGGUAACCCAGACCUGAGCACAACGAAUUCCUGGUACUGUCGCCGAGGAGGAGCCAGCCGGCACAUUUGGAAGCCAUACUGUAUUUAAUUUAAUAAAUGUGGUAUGGGAGGGGUUUGAAACCAAGUAUGUCUCCUGAAAAAAGCCAGUUUUUAUUUUUGCAGCUGUGUUUCUUUUCUUCCUUUUUAAUGUAAACUGCCUGCUGACACUCAGCACAGUUGUAGGCUGUCGUGAACGUGUGCAUUAUUAACCAGCUAAUUACUUGUU
This is a messenger RNA of Equus caballus (horse), 2374 nucleotides long. NCBI's taxonomy places the organism in Eukaryota, Metazoa, Chordata, Mammalia, Perissodactyla, Equidae. The record is from RefSeq and is a predicted model, not a curated record.